This is a messenger RNA of Belonocnema kinseyi, 618 nucleotides long. Its product is annotated as extensin-like. The transcript has 3 exons. Lineage: Eukaryota; Metazoa; Arthropoda; Insecta; Hymenoptera; Cynipidae. The record is from RefSeq and is a predicted model, not a curated record. Bases 1 to 618 code for a protein of 205 amino acids.
AUGACAGAGAAGAGAGUGGGAAAUAAAAAAGCUCAAAGUCGUUUAAAAGGUGAGAUGACUGAGAGCUCCGAUAGGCAGGCGAAGCUUCCAGAAGCUCUUCCACAUAUUCAUAUGGACGUGCCGCUACCACCAAAUUUUCAAAUGAGGCAGAAUCCACUGCAGGUGUCAGUGGUAGUCAGAUAUGACCCAACCAUACUACCAAUCCAAAUCCCGCCGCCAACGUCACCGCCUCAACCAUCGGCGACAUCGUCGAUUUCUACGUCCUCAUCGUCAUUGCCAUCGCCGCCACUACCACCACAGCAUUCGCCAUUGCAGCCACCGCUACCACAGCGUAGGCCGCUGGCAUCACCGCCGCAGGUUUCAUUAGCAUUGCCCUCGACAUCCUAUUCACGUCAUACUCCACCGAUGCCGUGUAAACAAGUCUCCUUGUCAUCCCGUCCUCCAACUAGCUCACCCACCUUAUCGUCACAACAAACUCCGCAGGUCCAGCGUGCACAAAUCUCCUUGGCGUCCCGUCCUCCACCCUACUCACCUACCUUAUCGCAUAAGAAUGCAUUCCAUGCGAGGCCUCGUGCGCUUGAUGAACGUUAUCGGACACCCUCAAAUGGAACACAUUAG